Messenger RNA from Drosophila guanche, 1560 nucleotides. RefSeq lists its product as uncharacterized. Gene Ontology annotation, biological process: GPI anchor biosynthetic process. The coding region runs from base 120 to 1559 and encodes 479 amino acids. Lineage: Eukaryota; Metazoa; Arthropoda; Insecta; Diptera; Drosophilidae. The transcript has 8 exons. The record is from RefSeq and is a predicted model, not a curated record. Gene Ontology annotation, cellular component: membrane; endoplasmic reticulum.
CAUUUCGUCACCUUCUCAGUAGCGCAUGGAAUAUGUAUAACCAGUUGCGGGCUCGUGUUGUUUUUUGUUUUAAACGGUUUACUGAUGUACUGCCUGUGCAAACUUAACUCUGAUCCAAAAUGAGCAUCAAGAUAUACUUGCCCAUCGAUUACUUCAGCCUCAAAGAACCAACUAAUUUGUACGGACAAGUACAAAUAAACGACGACAAUGUAGUCGUAUAUUAUGUCGUGGAUGCUAUCGACUUCGACUUCAAUUCAAAAUCGAUGGAGCAUGGUACAACCAGUGAUUUGCGAUUCCUGGGCUCUAUCCUGUGCAGUGAUACCUGCGCAGGACAGCAGAAUAUCUACCACCAGCUGGAUAUGCGCAUAUGCUUCACAUAUGACAGAAACGAGCCAAACAUUUCACUGGGGUACAUAGGAAUCACACCAGAGCACCUUAAAAAUAUCAAAAUAAUUCUAUAUCACAAGAAGAUAGUACAGGGUUUGUAUGUCCAUGAUGAGAACACACUGGAACAGCCACCGGAAAGCCGUGGCAGCAGCAAUUGCGAUUUUCUGGAGCUCUUUCGGUUGGUGCAGCCCGAAGUCGGGCCUCAUAAGCCCCGAAACAAGGUACUCAAGAGUGGCCUUCACCUGUUACAUCUUUUAGCCGACGCACCCAUACAAUUGUUUAAAUAUACAGCGGAAAAUGUUUUCAUUAAUAACAUAAUGGUGCACACGACUGUCUAUAAACACUUUAAAGACUGGCAAUUGAUCUGUGAUAAAAGUUCUAGGAAAAAAAAUAUUGCCUUAGAUCGAAUGCUGGGUAUACUUUUGAUGGUUAUUAUGUUUUCAUUGGUUACCCCACCGGGCGACAUUCUUAUACAAAUAUCCCAUGGCAUUAUAAACCAGCUGUACAGCCUGCUGAAUGUUUUGGAAGGCAGUCCUAUUGGUCUCAAAUUGAAUAUACAUUUAAAUAAUUUCUUCCUCGAUUGUUUCAAAUAUCAUAUUCAGUUGUGGUCCAUGUUUUUGGAUUUGAUCGAGCCAAUAGUACGGCAAGUUUUUCUAGCCAUUGGAGUAUUUGGAUGCAUGGGCCUAACAUUCCAGAUAGCUCUACUUGCAGAUCUAAUAUCAAUAGUUGCAUUGCACUCGCAUUGUUUCCACAUUUACACCAAGGUUCUGUAUAAGGUGGAAAAAAAAGGAUUAUCCGUACUAUGGCAAGUAGUUCGUGGUAACAGAUAUAAUAUUUUAAAACGCCGUAUUGAAGCUCAGAAUUAUAUGGAUCGACAACUCUAUCUUGCCACCAUAUUUUUCUCAGCAAUUCUAUUUCUAUUUCCCACCACACUUGUGUACUAUGUGGUUUUUGCCGUUUUAAAGUCGCUUACACAUGCCACCCUGGGGAUUUUCGAGUUUGUUCGUAGGCAAAUUUUGUUCUUCCCAUUGGAAGUGUGCCUUAAAUGGUUGCGAAAGGAACUACACGAAAUAGAUUGUCUCAAAAUCGAGGAUGUUGCACUCCAUACGCAGCCAUUUCUGCUGCAUAAACGUUAUAAAAUAGAUGUUGCCGUUUAUACAAUUCGAGUGUGAC